Messenger RNA from Nematostella vectensis (starlet sea anemone), 2103 nucleotides. RefSeq names its product dnaJ homolog subfamily C member 22. NCBI's taxonomy places the organism in Eukaryota, Metazoa, Cnidaria, Anthozoa, Actiniaria, Edwardsiidae. Gene Ontology annotation, biological process: endocytosis. The transcript has a single exon. The record is from RefSeq and is a predicted model, not a curated record. Gene Ontology annotation, cellular component: early endosome; plasma membrane. The coding region runs from base 82 to 1173 and encodes 363 amino acids.
GGUCGCUCAGUUAAUGUUACUCUGAAAGGUUUCGGCAAAAACUUAUAUCUUGUGCAGAAGUUUAACAACAAUCGUUCAAUCAUGGUAGAGAGAAAGAAAAGUCUACUUCUUACUUACAUUAUUUGGUUCAAAUUAGGCUGGCUUGGUUUACAUCAUUUUUAUCUUGGUCGAGAUAUUCAAGCUUUUGUGUGGUGGUCGACGUUUGGCGGCGUUUUCGGACUCGGUUGGUUGCGCGAUCUUUGGCGAAUUCCAGAAUACGUAGAGGAUGCGAACGAAGAUCACUACUAUAUAGAAGAACUUAAACGCAAGAUUAAACUCAGGAAAGAACCGCCAUUCAGUACUACUCGAUUUGCCGGGCAAAUGCUUGUAGGAUACUUUUAUGGUAUUCUAACACGCUUAGCAAUUCCUGAAUCGGCCCCCAAGUGGACGCCUGCUUUGUGGGUCCCCUUAGCUGUUGCUUCGGGGAUCUAUCUCGUUGGGAACAUCGGAAGAGAGAGGGGGGACUUCAAGUAUGCGCUAAUUGGCUGUCUAGUAUCCUAUGCAUCUAUUACAUUUAUCAAUGGAGACGAAGCUGGAAACAUGUAUGUUGCACUCUUUGGUGCAAUGUUGUUCCAAUAUAAACGUGAAUACCGGAAGGAAAUCAAGCAAGAGAAGAGAUCUCUGUGUAGACGUGUGCAAGUAUUAGCCCUAGGAGGUUUGAUCAUGUGUGCCUUGUGGGGAUCAUUUAUUUAUUUCAAUGCUGAGGUCACAACUGAAGAUGGGGAAACGAUCAAACUGAGGGAUGCAGUGAACCACUUCUUUAACUCCCCUGUGUGGCUAGAAUUCAAGGAUGUUCUUUGGCAAUUGUACGAUGAAGGUCAAAAGAAUGGAUGGCAGAAUCUCUAUGACGACUUUGUCAAGGCCUUGGACCCGAGAGGAGAGAAAAACUCAUAUCGUGUGCUUGGUUUAACAGAGGAUGCAACCCAGGAAGAAAUAAAAAAGAGAUACAAGAAACUUGCAAUGAAAUGGCACCCAGACAGACAUAGAGAUAACAAGGAAGAAGCUCAAAAACACUUCAUGGAAAUCCAAGAAGCCUAUGAGAUUCUCUCCAAACUCAAGACUAAGAGAGCUAGUAAAAAUACACGAACUGACUCGGACUAUAAUGCAUCAUCAAGAGAGAAGACAGAGUUUUAGACAUUCUAUAGUUUUAGAAAUUAAUAAAUUAGUAAGUCAGGAGGAUGAAUGGAACAGUAAUUGAACCUAUGUAACUAAGUUUUUCUCUUUGGACAGCUGUUCAAAUUAGAAAUCAAAUUGAGCAAAUUGUUCAAUGGGCUAAGCCUUCAAAAGCAAACAUGGCUCUCAGUGUCACUUUCUUAUAGUGAAACAGUAAUAAAGAGCAUUAAAUGAAAAAUUUAAAAGAGCCAUGUGUCAGUUUCUCUAUUGACACAAUUAAGUGUGAGUAUUUAAUAAGCAACCAUAUGGUACUACACCAGGGAUGGCAAACUAUGGGAUAGGAAAAAAUGGUGAAAUGUUAUCUAAAUCCAGGAAACUUCUUGUCAGAGUUGGGAGAACCACAGUUUGUUUUUUACUUGCUAAUUAGUAAGAUUUUUAGCUGAAAAUGGGUCACUGGAGAACAAGACCAAAAUCCAUGGGACCCCUACAGGUGAUGUCCCUGGUACAUUGUGUUUUAAUUACCUUGCCAACAUGGGGAUCUCUUAAAUAUAAUUGGGGGCAAUGAGGGUUGAUGAAUCUUGGAUUGGUAAAACAGGGCAGUGAUUAAGGCUGCAAGCAACCUUUGAUGUGUCAAGCAUUUCACUUCUCUCCCAAACAGAAAAGUGACACUGGACACAGAGGCUACUGCUUGGAGUCUAGCAGUGACUUAGAUCAAUUUGAAUCUUCACAGUGAAACAUGAACCUAUUUAUUACAUAAAUUAUAUCUUAUAGAUUUUCUUAAACUUUUGUUUUAAAUUGUAUAUAACUGAUUCUAUCCACCAAAUGAACUUAGUUUAGUAUUCCAGCAUCUGUAGAAAUAGUAAACAAAAAUUUUUCAAAUUUGAUAGAAAAAAUAACAUUGUUGAUAUCUACCAUCUCUACAUUGACUUCAAUCAUGAACCUAAAAACCAA